AUGGCUCCUUCUGCUACCGAUGAGUGCGUUGACGGGACUGUCCUGACCCUUCGUAAGGUCCUCGUCUCCGAAUCUGAGCCCCUCGCUCGUCGCUUCCGCGCUCUUUUCUCUCUUAAGCACCUGGCUUGCCUGCAGCCUCCCACCGAGAAGACUCUCCCUGCUAUUCAAGCGAUCGCCGCUGGUUUCGCGUCCCAAUCCGCUCUUCUCAAGCAUGAGCUCGCAUACUGCCUUGGUCAAACCCGCAACCCAGACUCCGUUUCAUACUUGCAGCAGGUCGUUAAAGAUGUGGAGGAGGAUGCGAUGUGUCGUCAUGAGGCCGCAGAGGCUCUCGGUGCCCUUGGAUACGCUGAAAGCUUGGAAAUUCUGAAGAAGCUGCGUGAUGAUGAGAACGAGUUGGAAAUUGUUCGGGAGACUUGUGACAUCGCUGUUGACCGCAUUGUCUGGGAGAACUCCGAGGAGAGAAAGGCGGAGAAACUUAAGCCUAGUGACUUCACCUCUAUCGACCCUGCUCCUCCUAUGCCAUUGAAAGCGAACGAACCCUCUAUUCCCGAACUUGAGAAGACCUUGCUCGACACAAAGCUGCCUCUUUUCCAAAGAUACCGCGCCAUGUUCGGUCUCCGCGACCUUGCCUCGCCUCCCGAUCUCCCCACAGCGGUCGAUGCUAUUAACUCAUUGGCCAAGGGUCUUAAGGACCCCUCUGCUCUGUUCCGUCACGAGGUCGCUUUUGUUUUCGGGCAGCUGUGCCACCCCGCAUCCAUUCCCUGCCUCACAGAGUGCCUUGGUGACCUGAAGGAGGUUGGUAUGGUACGACACGAAGCCGCUGAGGCCCUAGGCAGUCUGGGUGACGAGGAGGGAGUUGAAGAUACCCUGAAGAAGUUCCUGAAUGACCCCGAGCAGGUGGUGCGGGAUAGUGUGAUUGUGGCUCUUGACAUGGCGGAGUUUGAGAAGAGUGGCCAGGUGGAAUAUGCCUUGGUACCUGAUGGAAAUGCCGUCGCAGCUUGA
Messenger RNA from Penicillium malachiteum, 1002 nucleotides. Its product is annotated as deoxyhypusine monooxygenase. Gene Ontology annotation, molecular function: deoxyhypusine monooxygenase activity. Lineage: Eukaryota; Fungi; Ascomycota; Eurotiomycetes; Eurotiales; Aspergillaceae. Bases 1 to 1002 code for a protein of 333 amino acids. Gene Ontology annotation, biological process: peptidyl-hypusine biosynthetic process. The transcript is spliced from 2 exons. The record is from RefSeq and is a predicted model, not a curated record.